This is a messenger RNA of Drosophila busckii, 2533 nucleotides long. Its product is annotated as elongation factor 2-like. Lineage: Eukaryota; Metazoa; Arthropoda; Insecta; Diptera; Drosophilidae. Gene Ontology annotation, biological process: translational elongation. Gene Ontology annotation, molecular function: GTP binding; GTPase activity; translation elongation factor activity. The record is from RefSeq and is a predicted model, not a curated record. Gene Ontology annotation, cellular component: cytosol; ribonucleoprotein complex.
AUGGUGAAGUUCUCCUUGGACGAAAUACGCGGUCUAAUGGAUCAGCGGCGCAACAUACGCAACAUUUGUGUGAUUGCGCAUAUUGACCAUGGCAAGUCCACGUUGACGGACUCACUAGUGUCCAAGGCGGGCAUCAUAGCAGGGGCCAAGGCGGGCGCUAUGCGUUUUACGGACACGCGCAAGGACGAACAAGAGCGCUGCAUUACGAUCAAAUCAACCGCCAUCACCAUGUACUUUGAGCUUAACAAAAAGGACUUGUGCUUUAUAACGCAGGCCGAUCAAUGUGAGCCCAAUACAAAUGGUUUUCUAAUCAAUCUGAUUGACUCACCCGGUCAUGUCGACUUCUCCUCGGAGGUUACGGCUGCCUUGCGUGUGACCGAUGGUGCGCUGGUCGUAGUGGACUGCGUUUCCGGUGUUUGUGUUCAAACGGAAACGGUACUCCGUCAGGCUAUUGCGGAGCGCAUCAAGCCCAUACUGUUUCUCAAUAAAAUGGAUCGGGCACUGCUUGAGCUGCAGUUGGAUGCGGAGCAACUCUAUUUAACGUUUCAGCGCAUUGUGGAGACAGUCAAUCUUAUUAUAAGCACAUACAAUGAUGAUAGCGGUCCCAUGGGUGAGGUAUACGUGGACGUGGCCAAGGGCUCAGUGGGCUUUGGCUCCGGACUGCGACUUAAACAAUUUGCCGAAAUGUAUGCGGACAAAUUCAAGAUCGACGUGGGCAAGCUGAUGAAGCGCUUAUGGGGCAGCAACUUCUUCAAUACGGCAACACGCAAAUGGCAAAAGCACAAGGACUCGUCCAGCAAGCGCUCGUUCUGUUUAUACGUUCUCGAUCCCAUUUACAAAGUGUUCGAUGCCAUUAUGAACUAUAAAACCGACGAGGUCACGGUGCUACUGCAGAAGCUUGGCGUCCAGCUGCUGCCAGAGGAGGAAGAACAGCAAGGAAAGGAGCUGCUUAAGACCGUAAUGCGCCGUUGGCUGCCGGCGGGUGAGACCUUGCUGCAGAUGAUUGCCAUACAUUUGCCCUCGCCAGUGGUGGCGCAGAGCUAUCGCAUGGAAUUGCUCUAUGAGGGCCCCAAUGAUGAUGAGGCAGCAUUGGCCAUCAAGAGCUGUAAUGCUCAGGCGCCGCUCAUUAUGUACGUUUCCAAAAUGGUGCCCACCACAGAUGUGGGACGUUUUUAUGCCUUUGGACGUGUGUUUGCCGGCAAGGUAGCGACGGGACAGAAAUGUCGCCUGCUGGGACCCAACUAUGUGCCUGGCAAGAAGGAGGAUGUCUGCGAGAAAUCCAUACAGCGCACCGUGCUGAUGAUGGGACGCACUGUGGAGGCUAUUGAAGAUGUGCCGGCGGGCAAUAUCUGCGGUUUGGUGGGUGUAGAUCAGUUCCUGGUCAAGACGGGUACCAUAACUACCUUCAAGGAUGCGCACAACAUGAAGCUGAUGAAGUUCUCUGUUUCGCCUGUGGUGCGUGUUGCUGUGGAGCCAAAGAAUCCUGCAGAUCUGCCCAAGCUGGUCAUCGGACUUAAGCGUUUGGCAAAGUCUGAUCCCAUGGUGCAAUGCAUCAUUGAGGAAUCUGGUGAACAUAUAAUAGCCGGCGCCGGUGAGUUGCAUUUAGAAAUCUGUAUUAAGGAUUUGGAAGAAGAUCAUGCAUGCAUACCAUUGAAAACAUCUGAUCCUUUGGUCUCCUACCGAGAAACCGUGCUGCAGCUGUCCAGUCAGCCGUGUCUCUCCAAGUCGCGCAACAAGCACAAUCGUCUAACAAUGCAGGCGCAGCCGCUGCCCGAUGGUUUGGCCGAGGAAAUUGACAGUGGCGCGGUAAGCUCUAGACAGGAUUACAAGCAGCGAGCACGCUAUAUGAGCGAGAAAUAUGCCUACGAUGUAACCGAGGCGCGCAAGAUCUGGUGCUUUGGUCCUGAGUGCACUGGACCCAACAUGAUUGUGGACUGCACCAAAUCCGUGCAGUAUUUGAAUGAGAUUAAGGAUUCGGUUGUGGCUGGCUUUCAGUGGGCGACUAAGGAAGGCGUCUUGGCUGAGGAAAAUUUGCGCGGCGUGCGAUUCGAUAUUAACGAUGUGGUUGUGCAUGCCGAUGCUGUGCACCGCAGUGGCAGCCAGCUUAUACCCACCACACGCCGAUGUCUGUACGCCAGUUGCAUAACGGCCAAUCCGCGUCUGCUGGAGCCUGUCUAUCUGUGCGAGAUCCAGUGCCAUAAUCUGGCUGUGGGUGGCAUACACAAAGUGUUGAGCCGUCGCAGAGGACAUGUGUUUGACGAGAGCCCCGUGCCAGGCACGCCCAUGUAUAUUGUCAAAUCGUAUUUGCCCGUAAACGAAUCGUUUGGCUUCACAGCCGAACUGCGUACAAAUACUAGAGGGCAGGCAUUCCCCCAGUGCGUCUUUGAUCACUGGCAGCUAUUACCCGGUGAUCCUUGCGAGCUCAACAGCAAACCUUAUCAAAUUGUGCAGGAUACACGUUUACGAAAAGCACUAAAACCGGGUUUGCCAGACUUAUCGCAAUACUUGGACAAAUUGUAAACAGUUUAUAACA